CAACAAAAUAUGUCUGAAACUCGUUUCUUCGAACAAAAGGAUGGAUCAAAAAUUGCAUACAAGAUUCUUGAACCUGCGAAUAUUAAAAAUGAGAUUCCACUUAUAUUAAUUGUGGGAUUCGAUGCCACUAAAGAGCAUUUUUGUGGAUUUGAAGAAGUAAUUGUAUUUGAUAAUCGUGGAAUUGGAGAAUCGACUGUUGCUUCUUAUGAUGACCCUAUCACGAUUGAAUUGAUGGCUCAGGAUACAAUUGAAUUAAUUAAACAUCUUGGAAUUAAAAGGUUUAAUUUAUUUGGAAGGUCUAUGGGUGGUAAUAUAGCACUUUGUGCCGCCUUGAACGUUCCAUCAGAUCUUAAGCUUGAGAAAUUAAUUAUUUGCUCAGGGUUUGCUCGUGUCAAAGAAGAUCGAGAUCUUGAACAGCUUUGUAAAUUACCAAUAAUGGAUCGUCCUAAAACUAUUCAAGAACAAAAAGAUGCGCUUCUUAAGGAUAGAGAAAAGAAUUUAUCAGAUUAUCUACUUGAACAUCCUGAUAAACUUGAUAAAAUUGCGAAGAUCAAACUUAAUACUAAUGCUAACCAACGUCAAUGGGAAGCAAUCAAACAGUCUGACUUAGUUUCAAGGCUAAAAGAAAUUAAAGUUCCAACUUUGAUAAUUCAUGGUGAAAUUGAUGAGCUCGUUCCUAUUGAUGCAGCCGAAUUGCUUGAUCGCGAAAUUCCUAAUACACAAUUUCAUAGGAUUCCUAACGUUGGGCAUAGUGUUUACACAAUGGAACCUGGUUGUGUUUCUACCAUUAAUGAAUUUUUGAAUAAUUAA
Molecule: messenger RNA, 810 nt
Organism: Racocetra persica
Lineage: Eukaryota; Fungi; Glomeromycota; Glomeromycetes; Diversisporales; Gigasporaceae
Source: the annotation of a GenBank genome assembly